Messenger RNA from Xenia sp. Carnegie-2017, 3097 nucleotides. RefSeq lists its product as uncharacterized. NCBI's taxonomy places the organism in Eukaryota, Metazoa, Cnidaria, Anthozoa, Malacalcyonacea, Xeniidae. Gene Ontology annotation, molecular function: protein tyrosine phosphatase activity. The record is from RefSeq and is a predicted model, not a curated record. The transcript is spliced from 23 exons. Gene Ontology annotation, biological process: protein dephosphorylation. Gene Ontology annotation, cellular component: secretory granule. Bases 133 to 2913 code for a protein of 926 amino acids.
AUGGGUUCACUACACACCCGCAAAGAGGCAAAUGAAUUAUUAUUUAAUUUAUUUUAGUGUGGGCAUCGAGUCGAGAUGCAAACGAUCGAAACAAAGCGAUUUAAAGGCAUUAAAUAACGGUUUUUUUAAUGGAUGUCAAAUGGAAGAGAAGCAAGUCUUUUCUUAGUUGUGAUAGUUGUAUUAAAUCAAUUUGUUCACAGUGAUUCAUUGAACGGAGAGGGCGCAAUCGGUUGCUCUCGUUUAAUAAAUCUUUGUCGAUAUGAUGAAUUUUGCAACGCAGCUGAGUUUUAUCCAUUUGGAAAAUGUAAAAGAAGAAUUUUUAAGAAAAACUUUGGUCACAUGAAAGAUCAAGGACAAAAAUUUGCUGAAAAUAAAGGUCUGCCAGUGAGAAGUAUACCAUCUUCUGCGGAGGAUACCUUCAAUAACAAAUAUGACAUGACUUAUUUUAAAAAGGAUGGCUCUGUUAAAUAUCCAAAAAAUGAAAAGUCGUUUUUAUUACUGAAGAAGAACUUUAAAAGACCUGCUUUCGAGAUUUCUUUUAUUAGAAAGAAGAGGAAGAGAAAACGAGUAUUUAAUGCCCAGGCAAUAAAAAAUGGCAGAAUGGAAACGAACGACAAUGAUAAAAAAUAUGAUAUGACCUUUUUAUCAGAUAAUUUUUCUCCAGAUUCGUUAAAACAUGAUGAAUUAUCUGGAAGUAACAUAAAUGAUAAAGGUACUUCAUGGGAUAAACGGGGUAGUGAUGGUAAUUCUGCCUUUCUUGAUACCAAAGAUUCAGAUAAAGUUAACAGAAAAAUUGAAAAAAAGCAUGUGGACGAUGGUUUGGCAUCUUCUCUUCCUUCAUCUAAAAAAGAAAAUCGACAAGUUAAGUUUGAGAAAGCAAGGAAUGAGAAAAUUUUUCAUGAUCGAGACUUAAAUGAGUUUGAAAAAUCUAAUGAAAAAGAAGUGCGGAAAAGUCCUAAUGUGUCUAACAAUGACGAAUCACUGGACUUGGAAAUUGAGAUGAAACCACUAACUGAAAACGAUAAGAAAUAUUUUGACGUGGAUAAGUCGAAGCUUAGUUUGAUACCUAAAACUCCCAGCAGUGAUUCUGGUUCACCUCAAAAGAUUGAACAUGUUCAGAUUAACUCUCGAUCAAAGAAGACGAAAGUCGGGGUACUCGUGGCGGGAAAAGUUGGUGACAUUAAAGCCGACAUUAUCCAAAAUAACAGUCCUGAUGCAACUUACGAAAAUGUGAAAGAUUUUUUCAAAAGUCAGCAAGUUAGUUCUAUUGUCGAUGCUCCACUUGCUGAGCAGAAGGAUAAAGCAAAGUUGUAUGAUGUACAACAAAAACACGACAAUGAAAACAACAUAAAACGCAGUACUAUACCCACUCCUUAUGUUCAUCCUGGUCUUAUCUCCUUAUAUGUUAAAGAAAGAUUAAACCCGGAACGUGCCAACAACUUGUUGAGAGCUCUUCAGGAUUAUUUAUGGGGAAUUGAUAAUGAAAAAACCACAAUCACCUCCGUAACUGCUGAUGAUUACAAAGUCGUGUUUCAUUUGUUGAACAAGUCGAGUACAGAUGGAUCAAAGUUUUCUAAAAUUGUUGACAGAAUUAACAAUGAUCAGUCAUUAAAAGAUAAUAUCAAAAAAGCUGUGGGUAUGACUGUGUUGUCAGCGUCAUUGGACUCAAAGGAUGGAGAUACUGUUGAUCGAUAUGAUGAUAAAGAUGACGAUCACCAAUUUGUGAUGACAUUACUCAUAGUAGCUGGAUGUAUUUCUGCUCUUCUUUUGGCCUGCGUAUGCCUCUUCAUUAUUCUUAAAAGAACUAAAGAGAAAAAAUCACCAAAGUGGGUUUCUAAACAAGAUGGUCAAGAAACAGCAUCCGAUUACCAGGUGGAAGUUUAUGGCGACAUCUGCGACAGGCCACGGGAUUCGCCCAUUCAAACAACGUCGGUAAAUCAUUCUGACGAUGGAUCGAUGAAAGAAACACUACAUAACAAAGGAAUACAACCAAAAUAUUCCUGGAGUGAAGAACCAGUCGACACAAAGAUGGAUAUUUCAACAGGUCAUGCUAUUUUGGAUUAUAUGGAGGAUCAUCGUCAAAAUGAGAACAGACUAUCUGAUGAAUGGGAGGAACUGUGUUCAUACGUGGCUGAUCCAAACGCCUGCGAUAUUGGAAAAGAUCCAAAAAAUAUAAAGAAAAAUAGAUAUAGUGAUGUUUUACCCUAUGAUCACAACAGAGUCAAACUUCGUGAGACAUCAAAUGCGACUGGUUCAGACUACAUCAACGCAAGCUAUAUAAUUGAUGAUGAUCCACGUUAUCCAACUUAUAUCGCUGCCCAAGGUCCUCUAGCAAGUACUGUUGCAGACUUCUGGCAGAUGAUAUGGGAGCGUGGUGUAGUUGUGAUCGUCAUGUUGACUAAAUUAGCUGAUUUAGGAAUGCCUCAAUGCCAUCGCUAUUGGCCACAAAAAGGCCAUCAAGAGUAUCAUAUUUAUCAAGUUAAUUUAAUAUCAGAGCACAUCUGGUGUGAUGAUUAUCUUGUGCGAAGUUUUUAUUUGAAGAAUAUUCGGACUGGAGAGACUAGAACUGUUACUCAGUUCCAUUUCCUGUCGUGGCCACAUCUCGGAUUACCAAAUUCAACGAAAUCCAUUUUAGACUUUAGAAGAAAAGUUCUUAAAUGUUUUCGUAACCAAUCAUCUCCAGUUGUGGUCCAUUGCAGUGGUGGUAUAGAUAGAACUGGAACAUAUAUUCUCAUUGAUAUGGUUCUUGGUAAAAUGACGCGAGGAGCAAAAGAAAUAGAUCUUGCCGCCACUUUAGAACAUUUACGAGAUCAACGUCCUCAAAUGGUUAAAACAAAAGAUCAGUUCGAAUUUGCUUUGAUAGCAGUAGCAGAUGAAGUCAACGCCAUACUUCAGGUUUUGAACAAACAUUAAUCACACAAGUUUUUGUGUUGCUUAUGGCAUGUUGACGUUUUAAUUGUUCGAAAAACAUAAUAAAAUGACUUCGAAAUAAAAUGUUAUGUAGAUAAUGUAUUAAUACAACAUAUUUAUUGUUGUUUACUUGUAUAUAUAUUUCACUUAUAGCUAGAAUUUAGAAUUUAAUUAUCAAGCUUGUUCA